GCCAGAGAGCGCUGACAUAAUACGCAGCGGAGCUCUUAUCUUAUCGCAGCUCCCUGCCCCCCGUCCCCAGUCCAUCGAAUUCAGGACGUCACCAGCAGCCGACCUUCUCUCCCCUCCUCUUCCGCCCACAAAACCGUCCCUUCGCAACCCACCACCACCACCAGAUGCGCCGCGGCACCAGCGACCGACAAGAUGGCGCCCCAAGCUGACAAGGGCGAGGAAGACCCCUGGAACGAGAACACCAAGGAGAAGUUCAACAGCAAGAGCAAGAGCAAGUGGCUCGACCCGUGCCAGGAGGCGGCCUCCAAGAGCAUCAAGUGCCUCAACCGCAACGGCGGCGACAGGGCCAUGUGCCAGGACUACUUCGAGGCUUACAGGGAGUGUAAGAAGAACUGGAUCAACAAGCGGAAGGCUGAGGGUGGCGGGCUUUUUGGUUAGGUAGGGCAUGAGCGACUGCGAUGAGGAGGACGAGAUGUCGAGGGACACGACGAUGUUUCCCCUGGUAGGCCGAGACGAACAGGCGACGGACGGGCGGGAUGCGAUCGACGCGGCGAUGACCGACCAUCACGGCCGCCCGGACCGGCAACCAACCAUACCGCAGCACGAGCACAUGCGCACACGCCCACUGGCCGCCUGUCUAUCGGUAUUGCGAGGAGGGGCGGCGAUAUCUCAUUGAGAUCUGGUUGGGGUCACCAGGGUCGUUUGGCUGGAAGGGUGUCGGCUGGACUGGCAGGCGAGGUCGAAAGUGCCAGGUCCUCCUCUGUAUCGCGUGUCACACCUGGCCGCAGCGGUUCCCGCCAUGCGGUGCAUCCUGGCGUGCAUGCGUGCGACGAUCAGUGACCUGGGUUGGCGUGCCCUGCAUGCUUGGUUUUGGGGCUAGCCGCAGUCCCUCGAUUAGCUUUGCCGGGAUGCGACCAUGCCUCGUCAGCUGAGAAAUCACUGUAAUAAAAUUGUAUCAUUUAUAAGGAAAGUAAAAGCUUGCGGCCCAAGGGCGCAGAUCCAUGCAGCGUUGCUCAGGCUUGGCCGCCUUGGUUUUGCGUUUCGUAGCUUGGAAAUGGGCCAUGGCCAAAGAUGAAGAAGGGUCAUAUUUCAAGGUUAUGGGAAAGUUAGUCCUUGAUCGGCCCAUGGGUGCUAAGAUGGGUCACAAACAUGGGCAGAAAUGAGAAGGAAUGGUCUCAAAAA
Molecule: messenger RNA, 1182 nt
Organism: Diaporthe batatas
Lineage: Eukaryota; Fungi; Ascomycota; Sordariomycetes; Diaporthales; Diaporthaceae
Exons: 4
Coding region: 193-438 (81 amino acids)
Source: RefSeq, a predicted model, not a curated record